UUCAACGAUUUACACCCAUCCCCUAGGGUUUGCUCGCCCCAGAAUUAUAGAGACAGAGAGGGUUAGAGAGUCCAGAGAAAGGGGGUUCGAGAGAGAGAGGAGUUUUAGAGAGAGAAAGAGAGAGCGAGGAUGCCGGCUGGUCAUGGUGUUCGUGCUCGCACUAGGGACCUGUUCGCCAGGGCCUUCAGGAAGAAGGGCUACAUCCCUCUCACUAUUUAUUUGAGGACUUACAAGGUUGGGGACUAUGUGGAUGUCAAGGUUAAUGGCGCGGUGCACAAGGGCAUGCCCCAUAAGUUCUACCAUGGCCGCACCGGCAAGGUCUGGAACGUCACCAAGCGAGCAAUCGGUGUGGAAAUCAACAAGCAGGUGGGCAAUCGUAUAAUUAAGAAGAGGAUUCACGUGAGGGUCGAGCACGUUAUGCCUUCAAGGUGCAGGGAGGAGUUUAAACUGAGGAAGGUGAACAAUGAUAGGUUGAAAGCCGAGGCGAAGGCCAAAGGAGAGAUCAUCAGCACAAAGAGGCAGCCCAAGGGCCCGAAGCCUGGUUUCAUGGUUGAAGGUGCAACCAUAGAGACUGUUACUCCAAUUCCAUACGAUGUGGUUAACGACCUUAAAGGUGGAUACUAGAUUGGUUGGGUAUGUUUGUUUUACUGGUUUUAUUCCCGUUCUUUUUUAGGAAGUUAUCUGCAGUUUUGGUGGACAUUCAAGACCAAGUGCUUGUUCUGAGAGUGGUGAGAGUUUUGAGACUCUUGGGAGAAAUUCUGAAUUUUUUCCUUAGUUUAUUUAUGUUUCUUUGGUUACUCUUUUGUGAUUAGCCUUUAUGUUCUUUUUCUUUGCAUCAUGGAUUAAGGGGUUGUUUCCUAAUGUGGUGAUCGAUCCAUAGAGGAAAAGGUCUCUAUACAACAUGUUUGCCCA
Messenger RNA from Amborella trichopoda, 912 nucleotides. RefSeq names its product large ribosomal subunit protein eL21x/eL21w. The record is from RefSeq and is a predicted model, not a curated record. Gene Ontology annotation, biological process: translation. Gene Ontology annotation, cellular component: ribosome. Gene Ontology annotation, molecular function: structural constituent of ribosome. NCBI's taxonomy places the organism in Eukaryota, Viridiplantae, Streptophyta, Magnoliopsida, Amborellales, Amborellaceae.